Messenger RNA from Bactrocera dorsalis (oriental fruit fly), 3194 nucleotides. RefSeq names its product U4/U6.U5 tri-snRNP-associated protein 1. The record is from RefSeq and is a predicted model, not a curated record. Gene Ontology annotation, cellular component: U4/U6 x U5 tri-snRNP complex. The coding region runs from base 39 to 2870 and encodes 943 amino acids. The transcript has 7 exons. Lineage: Eukaryota; Metazoa; Arthropoda; Insecta; Diptera; Tephritidae. Gene Ontology annotation, biological process: maturation of 5S rRNA; mRNA cis splicing, via spliceosome.
AUUGUAAAUUUUGUGCAUUUUUGGCAAAUUAAUAAAAAAUGGGUUCUUCUUCAAGUGGAAAAAAACAUAAAAAAGACAAAAAAUACAAACAUCGUAGCGUUGAAGGAAUUGAUGAAGGUGAAAGUUCAUCUUCGCAUCGUCACCACAAGCACAAACGCCAUAAGGAACACAAGGAUCGGCAUCGCCAUAAAAAACAUCGUGAUCGUGACCAUGAUCGUGAAAAGGAACGUCGCCAUCAUACAGAAGUUAUUGCCUUAGAAGAGUCGGAUUCAGAUGACAGUUCUGAUUGCGUUGAGGUACCUCUUGAUGAUAACCCAUUAAGAACUUAUGGACAAGAUAGUGAUGUUGAAUGUGAAGCACCACCGCCGCCACAGUUGUCAAAGCAUGUUGUGGAACGUGAAAAAGAUCAUGAACGCCAAAAGGAUAGGGAAAAGGAUAAAGAUUGGAUUCGUGAACGUGAGCGAGAAAAGGAAAGAGACCGCUAUGAAAGGGAACGGGAAUUGGAGCGCCGUAAAGAAAAAGAUAUGGAACGAGAUCGAAUUGAAAGAGAACGAGAUCGAGACCGAGAAAGGGAUCGUGCUCGAGAUAGAGACCGGGAACUACGAGAAAAAGAGCGUGACAGGAUAGAACGAGAUCGUGAGCGAGUUCGAGAACGGGAACAGCGUUUUGAACUUGACAGAAGUAACCGAGAUCGCGAACGGGAUCGAGAACGUGAGAAAAUAAUUGAUAAAUCAAAAGAUCGACAGGUUCGAGAAACCAGAUCUCCUUCACCUAUUCCUGAAAAUGGCGCAGGAGAUUGUCUUUCCAUUGAAGAAACAAAUAAACUACGUGCUAAGUUAGGGCUGAAACCUCUCGAAGUAGAUAGUGGACCUUCAAAGCCAGCUACUUCAACCGCAGCUGCUGUGGAAGCCAAAAAGGUGCAGCCAGGCGAAAAAGAACUGUCCUCUUAUAAAGACGAAUGGGGGGAAUUUUUGCAUAAACCUGCGUCGAAUUUAAAAGAAAAGGCCGAAGCAGAAAAAAUGAGAGAGAAACUGAAGCAACGAAAGGAGAAAAGGUUUUUGGAGGAACAAUUAGCACGCAUACGUACAUUAGGUGAAUCUGACGAAGAAACGGAUGAUGUCUCUAAAUGGGUGUCUCGAAACCGCCGGGUUAUCGAUGAAAAAAGAGAAGCUGAAAAGAGGGCGAGAAUGAUUGAAGAAAUGGAUGCUGAAUUUGGCGUAAACGAUUUAGUAGAAAAAGAAAAAGAGGCAGCACGCCGAAAGGCUUACAAUGAUAAGCAUCUCAAAGGUUUACGAGUAGAACACGAUAUGGACGAGUUCACUGAAGGCAAAUCAGUCAUACUGACUCUGAAAGAUAAAGACGUUUUGGACGAAGAAGAAGAUGCUCUGAUAAACGUGAAUUUGAUUGACGAAGAACGGUAUCGUAAAAAUGUUGAAAAUAAGAAACAAAAUCAUCUAAGCUACGGAUACAACGUAUACGAAGAACAGUAUGAUGAGCUGGGUAAUCCAAUAGAACGUGGAAUAUUGGAGAAAUACGAUGAGGAUAUUGACGGAAAUAAGAAAAAGAAAGAAUUUGUCAUUGGCGAUAACGUAGAGGAACAACGCGAGCAUCGUAGAAAAUUACUAGAGAUAAAAACAAAACUCGCAGGAAAGCGUUUGGAAACCUUGGAGGAUGCCAGAAUCGAACUUGCUUCUGAUACAUAUUCCGAAGCUGAAUUGACGAAAUUCAAGAAACCGAAGAAAAAAGUAAAGAAACUAAGGAAAAAGUUGAAGGUCGAAGAUCUGCUUCCAUUAACUGAUGAGCCAUUGGAGCAGCAUUUAGGGAGCCGACGAGAUCGGAAUCGGGAAGCGGAAAGUAUGGAUAUAGAUGACACAAAAGACGUGGUUUCACAAGUAAAGGUAGAAGAAGCUGACGAUGACCUUGAACGCAUACUUUCCAAAGCCCGAAAGUUAAAACAAAAGGAGAAUAUAAUUAAGAAAUCACUUCCCAUCGAUAUAAAUAGCAUCAAGGAUGAGAUCAAAACAGAACCCGUUGAUGGUGCAGACGGCGAGGGCGGCAUCCGUGGUGCAGACGGCAACAUAGUACUCAACGCUACUGCUGAGUUCUGUCGUACCCUUGGUGAUAUACCCACCUAUGGCAUGGCUGGCAAUCGAGACGAAGAUUCCAAUGAUAUGAUGGACUUCGAAACGAAUGACGGCAACGAAGAUCGAUAUAACGAUCGGCACAAUGAACCGGAACUUAAUCAUGGAACGUGGAAUUCAGUUAAUCCAGAUGAAGUCAUACAGCCAGCCGAAUUUGAAGAUAUGGGCGAUAAUUUGGAGGAGGUUGCCAUUUUGGAUGAGGAGCCAGACGUCAGCGCUGGUGUGGCGAACGCAUUACGUUUAGCCCUAUCGAAGGGCUAUUUAGAGAAAGAGGAGCACAAUAGACCAAGCAACUCAAAGAUGGCACAUCUGCAAGCAAAGAAUUAUUCUAUUGAAGACAAAUCAGCAGUGGAAGAUGAUAAGUUUGGACGACGUGAUCGUUUCCACGCCGGUCCUAUUAUGGAAUUCAAAGACAAAGACACUUUCAAACCAAAUGUGAAGUUGGAAUACAUUGAUGACAAUGGCCGCAUUCUCAACUCGAAGGAAGCUUUCCGAUAUUUGUCCCAUAAAUUCCAUGGAAAGGGACCGGGAAAGAACAAAAUCGAGAAACGUUUGAAGAAAAUGGAGCAAGAAGGCUUGAUGAAGACGAUGAGCUCCACAGACACUCCUUUGGGCACACUCACUAUGUUGCAGCAGAAGCAAAAGGAAACGAAGACACCGUUCGUGGUACUUAGCGGCGGCAAGCAGACCGCUGCUGUUACCGGCGCCACAAUAUCCAAAUAUAAAUAGGAGAUUUUCUAUGUAAAAUUCUUUAUUUAAGAAAUUUGCGGUUGCACUCUUCGUAUCGUUAAGUAUUGUAGCCCUAUGAUAACCUAAACUUUCACCAUAUAAUUACCCAGUCGUAACCAGUCUGCAUUCCCAUACAAUACCAAAACGAAAAUUGCAAUAGCCCAAACGGACAAUUAUGAAGUGGUCAUUAAGCGUUGAGGACCCACAGCUCACAACAUUUAUUAAAUAGUCCUUCAAGAUAAACUAGUAUUGUAGAAUAACUUAUUUUUUCUAAAUGUCUACAAUAAAUCUGAGAUGCAUGAAACCAGACACAAUACGGAAAAA